Molecule: messenger RNA, 1581 nt
Organism: Rhinocladiella mackenziei CBS 650.93
Lineage: Eukaryota; Fungi; Ascomycota; Eurotiomycetes; Chaetothyriales; Herpotrichiellaceae
Exons: 2
Coding region: 1-1581 (526 amino acids)
Cellular component (GO): cytosol; nucleus
Molecular function (GO): RNA 7-methylguanosine cap binding; mRNA binding
Source: RefSeq, a predicted model, not a curated record
AUGGCUCUCGCCAUGCCGUCCACCAUGUCCACGGCGCCGCCGGACGCCGAUCUCAUGGACAUUGACAUUGAUAUGGACAUGGACGAUCAUGGUCCAGCCAUCGACGAAGAACUCCAACUUGAAGAAGGCGAAGAACCCUCAUUUGUGCCGUCCGGCGCACCAGCCCCAGAUUCCUCCAAUCUCAUUCCCGCCAUCUACACCGAAGACCCCGCCCUCGAACCGCAAUGGAACAAAGUCCAUAUUCGUGGCGUGGACGAAAUGCACACCAACGACAUCCUUGCUUUUGUCCAUGACCACUUUAGUGAAGCGGGUGGUGAUGAUGUCCAUAUUCAGUGGAUCGAUGACACAUCUGCAAAUAUCGUCUUCAAGGACAAAGAAACGGCCAAACGGGCACAACUGGCGUUCCUCGCAAGUCCUCUCUCGGUCGAAGAGCUGACAAACGAACCAUUCGAGCUACGAACCGCGAAACCGUUGGCCAGUCGGCCAGGAAGUAUGCUCGUGGUCCGCGUAUCGCAAGCGGGCGAUAGGAAGAAGAAGGGAGCCCGGGACGCCAGUCGAUACUACCUGCUCCACCCUGACCAAGAUCCUACAGAACGGAUGCGGCGAGAAUUUGCAAACAGCCGAAACUCGAGAAAUGAGAAUGGUGAUUACAGACGCAGACGGUUUGACGACCGGGAGCUGUCCAGAAGAAGGAGAGACAACGAUCACAAUGCCGAUGGAACAGAUUUUUCUGCAAACAUGUAUGACGACGCGCCCGCGACAGAACCGGAGACCACCGGAAGAGGUCGCGACCUAUUUUCACGAGUUUCAAAGACACGACGAAGAAGUGCCAGCCCCAGUGGACGAACACGCCACAGUGAUGAAGUUGAAAUAUCUGACUCAGACGAAGACGGUCGUCAUCGCCGGAGAGGAAAUGGUUACCGCGACCGCAGCGACCGAGGUCCUCGAUCGAACGCCGGUAAAGAACUUUUCGGUCCAGCCUCGGAUCGAAAACCCGGCGGUCUACACUCGGACAGACUCGAGCUCUUCCCUUCAAAGAUGGCAGAUGCAGACACGUCCAUGACUGCUGAUCCUCCAGGGUGGAGUGCGGGUUCAAAGACGCCCUCCGAUCCAGUAAAUGCACGCGCCAAUGCUGCCGCAGCGAAACGAUUGAAAGCCGAUCUUUUAAGCGCCGCACAGACGAGUCCUCGCCCCAAUCACCGACGCAGUCACGCCAUGGACGCGAAGAAUGAGGAAGAUCUCGCCGAGCGGUUCGCCCGAAAGUCAAUUUCGAUCGAUAGCACCAAGUCGUUCAAAAAUGGGAUGUUGAAUAGCGGUGGUAUUGAACUAUUUCCUUCGGGUCCCAAUGGCGGCGGCGGUGGCGGUGGUUUGAGCAUCAAAGGCUCUGCGUUGGAUACUAGGAAUAAUGAUGGUUUCAGUAUCAAAGGAUCCGGCGGACUCAGCAUCAAGGGCCGAGCGGAGGCGAAGGAAUUGUUUCCCAAUCAGUAUGUGCAUGGAGGAAGGAAUGAAGGCAAAGAACUCUUCGAUGCCCCUGUGAGGGAGAAGAGAGUGAGACGUCGAGCGGGGGACUUAUUCGAUUGA